AUGGCCUCCCUCAGAGCAAGGACUGCUCCCCUCCGAGCCCUCCGCUCCAUCCAACCGCUCACAAGAACUACACCACUGAAAUCAACCCUGUCCACACGCUCAACCAUCCAAUCCGCAGCACCCACUCCAACCCGCAACCACUCAACCUCCUCCGUCUCAGCCGAUGAACUCUCCCACUUCUCAGCCCUGGCCAGCUCCUGGUGGGACCCAAUGGGACCCUCCAGAAUUCUCCACCUAAUGAACCCCCUCCGCCACGAGUUCAUCGCAUCCUGCCUAGCCGAAGGCUCAACCGAAACAACCCCCUCCCCCACAAACCCCAACUCCGCAACCUUCAACUACCUAGACGUCGGCUGCGGCGGCGGCAUCUUCGCCGAAUCCCUCGCCCGCACAAUCCCCCUAGCCGCCACCGGCCCAGCACCAACCCCCACCCGCGCAGCCUCAAUGACAGCCAUCGACCCCUCAACCAACCUAAUCCAGAUAGCGCGCGAGCACGCGCGCAUGGACCCAACCGUCGAUUCCCAUCUGCGCAGUGGCAAAUUCAAGUACAUAAACACAACGCUGGAGGAUGUCCUCGCCUCAGCCCAGCCACUAACACCAACCCCAACCCCAACCCCAACCGACCCAGCAACCACCACCAUCACCACCACCCCACCGCAAUACGACAUCGUCACCCUCUUCGAAGUCCUCGAGCACAUCGACCCCAAAACCUCCAGCCCGCUCACGUUCCUGACAAACUGCCUGCGCGCGCUCAAGCCCGGCGGCUGGCUAAUCGGGUCAACCAUCUCCCGCACUUUCCCUUCGUUCCUCUUGAACCAGGUUAUUGCCGAAGCGCCGUGGCCGAUUGGUGUUGUGCCGCGUGGGACACAUGAGUGGAGCAAGUUUGUGAACCCGCCUGAGGUGAAGGGGUGGUUGCAGGAGGGUUUGAUGAGGGCUGCUGAUACGGGCGUGUCGAGGGGUGGGGCGGCGGCUGCUGAGGGUAUGAGUUGGAAGUGUGUGGGAGCUGUUUAUGCUCCUGGGAUUGGGUGGAAGAUGGUUCCUGGGAGUGAGGAUUGGGGGAAUUACUUCUGGGCCGUUAGGAAGGGCGUUUAG
Penicillium nucicola is the source of this 1089-nucleotide messenger RNA. Its product is annotated as 3-demethylubiquinone-9 3-methyltransferase. Gene Ontology annotation, biological process: ubiquinone biosynthetic process. Bases 1 to 1089 code for a protein of 362 amino acids. The record is from RefSeq and is a predicted model, not a curated record. Gene Ontology annotation, molecular function: 2-methoxy-6-polyprenyl-1,4-benzoquinol methyltransferase activity. Lineage: Eukaryota; Fungi; Ascomycota; Eurotiomycetes; Eurotiales; Aspergillaceae. The transcript has a single exon.